UUCAAGUUCAUAAAUACCCUAAUGCUAAGUAUGAAAAAUUCCCUACGUUAAAAGAAGCUCAGGCUUUUAUGUCUGGCGUUAGUAACAGUGAAAAAGAACCCGGAUUAGCGAAUAACAAACCGGUGGAGAAUCAAGACUUAUUUGUCCGUUUGGUAGAAUUAAUUGAAGCAAGACCUGGAAAAACGCAUGUUCCGGGACAUGUUGGAAUUCCAGGUAAUGAAGCAGCUGAUCGAUUAGCUAAUCUAGGUGCACUAAAAGAGGAGGUUGAAACUACGACUGUUUCGUCCGCGGAAAAAAUCUCCCAGAAUUCUAUAAUGAAUUUUACUGAAGAUGACUUUUAUUCACCGGAAGAAUUAACCGAAAUUGCGGCUGAAGUCUAUUCAUUGCGCAGGUGA
This is a messenger RNA of Racocetra fulgida, 395 nucleotides long. The record is from the annotation of a GenBank genome assembly. Lineage: Eukaryota; Fungi; Glomeromycota; Glomeromycetes; Diversisporales; Gigasporaceae.